Messenger RNA from Gadus macrocephalus (Pacific cod), 1713 nucleotides. RefSeq names its product angiopoietin-4-like. Bases 172 to 930 code for a protein of 252 amino acids. Gene Ontology annotation, molecular function: receptor tyrosine kinase binding. Lineage: Eukaryota; Metazoa; Chordata; Actinopteri; Gadiformes; Gadidae. The transcript has 7 exons. Gene Ontology annotation, biological process: angiogenesis; Tie signaling pathway. The record is from RefSeq and is a predicted model, not a curated record.
GGAGGCGGAGUCUGGAUCAGGCCUCCUAUAACAACCUCCCUCUGCACACACAGACACACUCCUGAAUCACUGGUGACUUCAAGACACCGAACCCGAACCAGCUGGCAACUUCUACCCGCUGACUCCUUAACGAGCUCCACUGGUAGCUUCUGCAGCCUCCACUGGUCCAGGAUGAAGAUCUGUGCUCUGCUGCUGCUGACUGUCGUGGGCCUGUCAGUGCAAACGAAGGUCAAGACCAAAGGGACUGACUGUUCUCAGAUCAGGAGAACGUCCCCGACUGCUGCCAGCGGCGUGUAUUGGAUCCAGCCCCCAGGAGUGAGGAUUCCUUUCCAGGUGUACUGUGAGAUGCUGGCGGGCGGGGGCUGGACGGUGUUCCAGAGACGAACGGGCAGCACUCUGUCCUUCAGCCGGAACUGGGCGGCGUACCGGAUGGGCUUCGGACAACCAGGAAAGGACCAGUGGCUGGGCCUGGAGAGGGUCUACUCCCUGACCAGGACCCCCGGGACCAGGUGGGUGCUGAAGGUGGACCUCUGGGACCACGAGGGAGGGACCGCCUACGCCCGGUACAGUGACUUCCGGCUGGCCGAUGAGCAGCAGGCGUACAGGCUGACAGUCGGAAGUUUCCAAGGGAACGCAGGGAAUGCGAUCAAAGGCGGGUAUGCGGGCAUCGACCAGAACGGUUCUAGGUUCAGCACCAUGGACCGGGACAACGACAGCUGCAACCCCUGCCUCUACGAUGACAUCGCGCAGUACCACUGCGCGAGGGAUAAGCAGGACGGCUGGUGGUUCAGCCGAUGUGACUCCACCUCCCUCAACGGAGAGUGGCACCCCAAGGGCGAAAACGUGUUACGGAGCUCGGGGCUCCACUGGAAGACCUGGAAGAUAUCGUACUCCGUCAGCGCCUCGCGCAUGAUGAUCAAGUCCCUGUAGAGGAGUGCUGCUCAAGUGGGUACACAUGCCCUUAUGGGUACUUCCGAGUACUGAUGAGUUAAAUAAAAGUUUAAUUUAAAAGGGUCUCUUUUAUUUAUUUUUUAUCCAGAAUUUUCAUUUCAAUUCUGAAAGCUGGAUAGAAAAUAAAAAAAAUAUGAUAAGUCGUAAAUGUUAAAAAAAAUAAAAAUCCAUGAAAAAUAAACCGCAUCCAGAAACACCAAAAUGUUGUAAUGUGAUUCACAUCUACAUGAUCCUCCCCUGGCGUUGGGCUUCCUUUCGAGGUGAGAAACGAGCCAUUAGCAGGCACUGUAGGACCCGUUUAGUUCCUGCAUUGUGCUGGGACUCGCUGUCUCUAUGAUCGUUCCAGUCAAUAAAACACUCUGCUUCACCAAUCCCUUUAUUCUUCGUCAGGCUCACACGUUUCAUUUUAUAUUCCUCAUUCCUUCACCAUAAUAAUGAUAUUGCGUAGUUAAAUAAAAAAAAUUGCAAAUCUUUCAUCAAAAUAUAAUGACACGUUUGACAUGUUUAUAUAAAGAACCAGAUUACAAAAGCACAUUUUUAAAAUGUCACAUUAAUAUAGCUUAAAAACCCUUUGGAUAUACUGUCAAUCCAAAACUCAACAAACAGAAACAAAGAUUAUUAUGUCAACACAUAAUAAUUAGGCAAAAGCUAAAGAAUAAAACGUUGAUUGCUGGAGCAGUAAUUAAAUAUGCUGUCGGUGAGAGAUUUGAGAGGCGUAACUUGAGUGCAUAGGCCCCAUGCUUGGUUUGAGGAUUCCAAAUU